This is a messenger RNA of Dermatophagoides farinae (American house dust mite), 685 nucleotides long. The record is from RefSeq and is a predicted model, not a curated record. NCBI's taxonomy places the organism in Eukaryota, Metazoa, Arthropoda, Arachnida, Sarcoptiformes, Pyroglyphidae.
AUGGAGAAAACCAAAAUGACCAAUAUAGCCGUGAUGAAUCGAAUGACGACUAUUUCAACAACACAAUCAUUAUCGUUGUCGUGGUCGUCGCUGUUGUUACUUUUAUUAUCGUUUUUAAUUUUUUUUCCAUCCAAAAUUGAAUCGAAAAAAACAAUAAAAUUAUUGAAAGAAUUACAAUUACAUCCAUAUAAACCAGUAUAUGGUUUACCAUAUGAUGAUUGUUUACAACCAGAAUUUCGUGUUGAAUUUAAUCGUUGUGAAGAGCAACAAAGAAAACGUUGGAAUAUUAAACUCGAUGAUUAUUUGAUAUCAACAAAAGAAUUUUGUUGUUUUGUUUGGUCACAAUUAUCAUGUGAAUUAAAAGUGAUUGAAAAAUGUAAUAAAAAAAAAUCCACAUUACGUUAUAGUGAUCAAUUGAAAAAUACAACCAUCAAAAUGUUUGGCGAUUUUUGUAAACCAAUCAAAUAUGAUGAUAUGCUUUGUUCGAAUCAACAAUAUGCUGGUUAUUUUUUAUUAAUAUCCAUUUUAUCCAUGGGAACUGUUGUAAUCAUGCUUCCAAAUGUAUCUUUUUUUGCUUUUUGUAUCGGUCAAUUUGUUCAUAAUACUUGUUCAGAAUCAUAUAUGGUGCGUUUAAUUGAAACAAAAUUAUUUAAUUGAAUAUAUGUGGAAAUAAAAAUAAAUUCAU